This is a messenger RNA of Cetraspora pellucida, 1857 nucleotides long. The record is from the annotation of a GenBank genome assembly. NCBI's taxonomy places the organism in Eukaryota, Fungi, Glomeromycota, Glomeromycetes, Diversisporales, Gigasporaceae.
AUGACUUCUUACGGAUCUCUUUCAUAUUUCCUAAUAUCUCUUUUCUUGCUUUUCUCUGUAAUUUCAUCCGUUAAUUCUCGUCCUCAUAAAAAAGAUCCAUGUGCCCCAGUUAUAGCAACAGCGAAUCCAAAAUACAAUGAUGUAAAAAAUUGCUUGUCUAGUUUCCCGUAUGAUGCGGCUAUAGCAAAAAAGACAGUCGAUGUGUUGAAACAAUACAGCUCUAGUUUCUACUCGUUCUUUAAUCAAGCAAGAGAGCAAGCAAAACCUGGAUUUACAUUUGAACCAGUUGAUAUAAUCAAAGAAUUAGAUAAAAUUAUCGAGAGUAAUCCUAAAACAGAAUUCGAAUUCAUGAAAUCCUUAAGAAAUACUUAUAUAAAAUUACAUGAUGCACAUGUGCAACUUUUUUCUUCUUGCUAUACUCAAUUUUUAUAUGAUCAAAGGCUACAUUUAUAUUCCGUACUUGAUAAAAAAGGAAAUCAGAUCAUAAAGGUUUUUGACGACUUAGAUGAUCAUACGAAUAUUGAUUGCGAAGUGACUUCUAUUGAUUCUGUCCCCGCAUUUGAUGCAAUCAAAAACUUUGCCAAUAAUCAAAGUUUUAUCUCACGUGAUCUCGGCGUUCGUUUAAAUAAUGCAUUAACUUCUAUAUCUCUAGAAGAUGGUAAACCAUGGAUACUUGGAAGUGAAUUUACUGUUCGAGUAGAUUUGCCUGAAACUGAUAGUAUCACAUACACUUUAAAUUGCCCAAAUACGGUAACUAAAAAUGUUACGAGGGAAUGGUUCGUUACAUUUUUAGAAUUUGAAACCGGAAUAAAAUCUUUCUAUAAAGAUAUUUGUUUAAGUAGCGAAGGUGAUCGUGCCAAGCAUAAAGAAUCCCACACCAUAAAGAAAUUUGGAAUUUUGCCAUACAUUUCCAAUCCAAAAUUAAAAAAUGCAUUAUCUAAUAGAAUAUCCACACCUUCUGUUAAAUUAAGUAAAGCCACCCUGGUACAUGACGCUACUCACGUAAAAUUUUAUAAAUCUAUCGGUUCUGAUUUUGGUAUCGUAGUUUUCAUUGAUGAGGAAGCAGAUAAUAAUGGAACGUUAGCUGGAUUUAAAAAAUUGGCUGAGGAUUCUUCAAUUAAAAAGCUUGUUCUUGAUUUAUCAAAUAAUCCUGGUGGAUUUAUUGAUUUUGCUCAUCUUAUCAAUUCAAUCUUAUUACCUUCUAAUUCUUUUAAUCAUACAUUCUUUCCUUAUGACAUGAACGUUCAAUCGGAUAUAGCGAAAAAGUUUAUUACUUCAAGUUUUAAACCAAACCAUGAGAAUUUUUUCUCUGAUUUUAUUGACUUUGAAACUGGAAAACAUUUUAAGUCUUCCAAAGAAGUAAUAGGUUCCAAAAAAAUUAAAAGAGGCGGUAGUCUAUCUAGUUAUUCCACAAAAUUCACUCCUGUCGAUUUGCCUAAACAAAUUAAAUUACCUUGGGAUACCAAAAAUAUGAUUAUUCUUUCAAAUGGAGCUUCUGGCUCCGCCGCUUCUAUGAUUUCUCAAUAUCUUCAAGAAGUUGGCCAAGUACCCACCGUUUCUAUAGGAGGAUUUGCAAAUCAACCGUUAUCUUUUGCUUCAUUCCCCGGAGGAAUCGUUCUUGGCAGUGAUGACCUUUUUGAAUUCUUAACGGAAUUGGGCAUAUCUGAUUUGCCUCCUUUAGAUUCUCAUUAUAAAGGUUUUGUUUUGACCUUUCCUUUCGUUGAAGCAUAUAGUUUUAAACAUCCUGAUACAGUGCUAGAAUUCGAUUUUAGACCUGCAGAUCACAGAUUAUUUUAUAAUGAAAAAAAUAUUAGAGAUCCAAGUUUGUUAUGGGUUGAGGCUGUUAAUUUAAUUUAA